Messenger RNA from Chaetomium fimeti, 394 nucleotides. RefSeq lists its product as uncharacterized. The coding region runs from base 19 to 315 and encodes 98 amino acids. Lineage: Eukaryota; Fungi; Ascomycota; Sordariomycetes; Sordariales; Chaetomiaceae. The record is from RefSeq and is a predicted model, not a curated record. The transcript has a single exon.
GGCGGUUUUAAUGGGUGUAUGGGGGGUGUGGGAUGGGGUUUGCUUCCGGUCGUGGGUGGGGGUUUAAUAUCUGUUUUGUUGUUUUGUUUAUUUAUCUCUUGUUGCUCUCGCCUUGCUCUUCUAGGAAGAGAGGGCAGAGAGAUACGGCCCUCGACAUGGCGCUGGCUCGCUCUGGAAGGGUUUAAUUGUUGGAUGAUGUACGAUGACAGGACGAUGGGAUGUUUAGGGUGUAAUGCAGAAUAUACUGUCACUGUAUCCGGAAACGGCGGCCUUCCGAAUCGGGUAUGGUACUCCGUCAGAUUCGCGGCUUUCUAAGCAGUAUUCUUGUUGGAUAGAGUGGCGGACCUGUUUGUGGGCGGGUCGAGGAAUCAGAAAACGGUAUAAGUACCACCUA